AUGUGGCUAAAGCUGAUCUCAGUGGUUGCAGAAUUUUGUUUUUCCCCCUUUUUAGUUGCAGAUGAAGAAACAGCUUCAGACGCCCCUGAGCAGAGGUCUCUCUCCUCUCCAGACCCCCAGCAGCCCACGAGUAUGGUCUCAAUGGUGGAAAAUUCCAGUAUACAAGAGACUGACAAGGAAGAGAAAGAACAUGUCACUCGAGACCCUGACUUGACUACUGAAGCCAGUGCUCAGUACACAGGCCUGGAGAGGAGGAAGAGUGGCAUCCUGCUGCUCACGCUGGUGUCCUUCCUCAUCUUCAUCCUCUUCAUCAUCGUUCAGCUCUUCAUCAUGAAGCUCCGUAAAGCACACAUGAUUUGGAAAAGGGAAAGUGAAAUUUCAGAGCAAACUCUAGAAAGUUAUAGGUCAAGAUCCAACAAUGAAGAAACAUCUUCCCAAGAGAAUAACAAACAGACUUCCCAGUCUAAGCAUUGUAUGAACUACAUCACACAGCUAUACUCAGGAGUCAAAACAAAGAGGAAGGAGAAUGUACAGCGUUGGAAACUAGAAGGCAAACACAGUCGUGUCCCAGAAAGUAUUGUAUAAGUGUUCCCUGCAAUAGAAGAUAGGAUUUCAGAGCAGCCGCAUAAGGCCCUGGAAAGGAACAUAAGUACAGUGGCAUGAAAAAAAUGUCCAUUGAGUAUAAUUCAGGACAGUGUCCACUGAGCCAGAGCAUCAACAUGAGGACCAAACCAUGGACAGAAAGCUCCUCAUUGAAAUACAAACAUAGAAAGAACCUAUUAUAACUGACACUACUUCAGAGUCGGAGAACUCCACUAAGUCUUUUGGAUCAGGGUCAGUAUGACCAGCGAACAUCUGACCUCGAAAGGAGCAGGAGGCAGCAGUCUUUAGAUAUGGGGCUGCAGUGGAACAAUUUAAGUUGGUUUAAAAUCUUCUAUUCAAGAAGAACUUAAGGAUGAGACGUACCCAAAGAAGACCUGAGAUACCAGAGGCCCGCUUUCAAGAAGGCUCUUGGGAGGAAGGUGCCAUAUGGGCAAUAGGGAGAGAUGGAAUGAGAUGGACAUGAAGAUCCAGAGGUCUGCCACUCUCAACACAAGCCCUGAAUUCAACUGCAAGUUUCUUUGGUCUCCUUGAUAACCAUGGGAGGCAACCUGGCAGACAAUUUUUUUAACCUGAUUAUACCAAGACUAAAGCAUGUAAUUAACAGGUUUUAAACUCAUGAGUGGCUUUUGGAACUUCUUUA
Messenger RNA from Cricetulus griseus (Chinese hamster), 1243 nucleotides. The record is from RefSeq and is a predicted model, not a curated record. Lineage: Eukaryota; Metazoa; Chordata; Mammalia; Rodentia; Cricetidae.